Molecule: messenger RNA, 2676 nt
Organism: Myotis brandtii (Brandt's bat)
Lineage: Eukaryota; Metazoa; Chordata; Mammalia; Chiroptera; Vespertilionidae
Gene: RAD52
Product: RAD52 homolog, DNA repair protein
Exons: 12
Coding region: 133-1374 (413 amino acids)
Biological process (GO): DNA recombinase assembly; double-strand break repair via single-strand annealing; mitotic recombination
Cellular component (GO): nucleus
Source: RefSeq, a predicted model, not a curated record
GAGUUCCCUUGCACAUCCUUCCCAUACUCCUCUGCGCGGCUCUAUCUAAACUCCCUUCCCCCUUCAUUUAGCCUAGACCGAGCUCCCUGCGUGCACCGCGCGCUGCUGAGGCGCAGGUCAACCAGAAUCCACAUGUCUGGGACUGAGGAAGCAAUUCUUGGAGGAGGUGACAGUCAUCCCUCUUCUGCUGGUGGCAACUCUGUAUUAUGCUUUGGACAGUACCAGUACACAGCAGAGGAGUACCAGGCCAUCCAGAGUGCUCUGAGGCAGAGGCUGGGCCCAGAAUACAUAAGUAGCCGCAUGGCUGGGGGAGGCCAGAAGGUGUGUUACAUCGAAGGUCACAGGGUAAUUAAUUUGGCCAAUGAGAUGUUUGGUUACAAUGGCUGGGCACACUCUAUCACACAGCAGAAUGUGGAUUUUGUUGACUUUAACAACGGGAAGUUCUACGUGGGAGUCUGUGCGUUUGUGCGAGUCCAGUUGAAGGAUGGUUCAUAUCAUGAAGAUGUGGGCUAUGGUGUUAGUGAGGGCCUCAAGUCAAAAGCCUUGUCUUUGGAGAAGGCAAGGAAGGAGGCAGUGACAGAUGGGCUGAAGCGAGCACUGAGAAGCUUUGGGAAUGCACUUGGAAAUUGUAUUCUGGACAAAGACUAUCUGAGGUCACUGAAUAAACUUCCACGCCAGUUGCCUCUAGAAGUGGAUUUAACUAAAGCAAAGAGACAAGAUUUUGAACCAUUUGUGGAACAAGCAAGAUACAGCAGCUGCCGACAGAACAUGACUCUGGGACCCACAAAACCACAGGAAGCAACCUCUCCUUGCAGACCAAGCCACUCAGAUGAUCCCCACAUUAUGAUGCAGGGGGAUAAGGACAGCAGAUCCAGAAGCCUGGCGUCCUCUGCUGCGGAGAGUGAUGCCACUUUGCAGCGGAAGCUCCGGCAAAAACAGCUGCAGCAGCAGUUCCGGGAGCAAAUGGAGAAACAGCAGCGAGUUCAGCUAUCUGCUCCAUCCAUUGAAAAGAAGAAUCCAGCAGAGCCACCGGUGCCGCCUUUGAACCACAGCACUCCCAAAGCUGAUGGUGCAGAACCAAUCACCGAGAAAGACUUCCCUGCAGACAGUUUUGAAAUAUGGGAUAUGGUUCCAGAGGCAGGGGACAGUGCUGUCAAGCCCUUGUCUAUACCAGAAUCACACCAGACUGCCGCCACACCAGUCCUGAAGAACCAGAUGGUGACCCGGAGCAGGACCCCACAAAGCCUUUGCCACCAGAAUCCACAAGCAAAAUCGCACCUCCAAACUCCCAACGUUAACCAACACAUAAUAGGAAACUGUGAUUCCUACAGGAAGAACCAGGAGUUGAAGAAAAGGAAAUUGGAUCCAUCUUAACAGAGGCUCAGGUCACCUCACCAGACUGUCACAGAGGGACUUUAGAAAACUGCUUUUUGGCCAUGAAAUUGUUCAUUAUAUUCCUAGGGAAUGAGCUUUAUUUCCAAGGAUUUACUUGGCUUCCUUCUGAACUUUUCCAGAGGAUAUGACUACUGGAGCCUACUGCAGAUAAAGCUGAGCAGCUGGAAAACAAGUACUUUAAAAAGCUUGUUGCGACUCGGCGGCGGUCCCUGAGCCGAUCGGACUUCUCUCGUUCGUGCACCUUGCUCGGCGUCCUCUGCAGCCAUGUCUUACAAACCCGAUAUGGCUGAGAUUGAGAAAUUCGAUAAGUCGAAAUUGAAGAAGACAGAAACACAAGAGAAAAAUCCACUCCCUUCAAAAGAAAUGAACAGGAGAAGCAAGCAGGCAAAUCGUAAUGAGGCACGUGCCGCCAAUAUGCACUGUACAUUCCACAAGCAUUGCCUUCUUAUUUUACUUCUUUUAGCUGUUUAACUUUGUAAGAUGCAAAGAGGUGGGAUCAGUUUAAGUGACUGUGCUGCCCCUUUUCACAUCAGAAUUACUGCCGCUCCCAUCUGCCUGGCUGGCUGGUGGGGAAGGGGGACAACUUGCAUUUUGGUGAAGGAACGAGCUGGGUGGGAUGAAGGUGAAAUCUAGAGUUAAACCAAGCUGGUCCAAGGGGUCCUGCGGGCUGUAAAAUGCAGUUUAAUCAGAGUGCCAUUUUUUUUUGUUCAAAUGAUUUUAAUUAUUGGAAUGCACAAUUUUUUAAAUAUGCAAAUAAAAAGUUUUAAAACCUAGAAAGAAAGAAAAAGAAAAAAGAAAAGCUUGUUGCACAUUGAGUAGGCUUUGGGUAGAUUAAAUACCUUUUCUUGGGCUCUUGAUGCUCAUUAUUUAUUCCUAUUAUAUUAAUAAAUACAGAAAUUUUAGGCAUCACCAGUGGCUGAAAGUAACAUAAGCCAUACUACCAAGCACCAACUUUUAACAACGACCUACAUUACUGGGUGUCUGCCUUUCACUUUAGGGCACCAAGUUCCAAUGUUGCCCACACAAGGACUGUACGUCACGCUUGGAACAAAGUGUGGAGUGGUGUUUGACUCCUGUGCAUCAGAGUCCAGGCUGAUCUUCAUCCAUGUUAACCUCUCAUUUAAUUAGGGGGACAAUGAUGUAAAGCCAAAGAAAAGGAAUUUCAAGAACACAAAAUAAAUCCAUUAUUUGGUAACAAAAUAGAAAACGUAAGUUGCUGUAUAUAGUUCCCCAUUCAGAUGUGUGAUAAACCCAUCUUAACAAUAAAUUGUUUUUCCAUCA